Xenia sp. Carnegie-2017 is the source of this 543-nucleotide messenger RNA. RefSeq names its product lipase maturation factor 2-like. The transcript is spliced from 6 exons. Lineage: Eukaryota; Metazoa; Cnidaria; Anthozoa; Malacalcyonacea; Xeniidae. Bases 1 to 543 code for a protein of 180 amino acids. The record is from RefSeq and is a predicted model, not a curated record. Gene Ontology annotation, biological process: protein maturation. Gene Ontology annotation, cellular component: endoplasmic reticulum membrane.
AUGUUUGCCUCCGGUGUUGUUAAAUUGACCAGUGGCAGUCCAACAUGGUGGGAACUUACUGCUUUGAACUGGCACUACGAGUCUCAGUGUAUCCCUACUCCUCUUGCGUGGUUUGCACAUCAGUUGCCCUCCUGGUUUCAAAGAUUUAGUGUUAUGAUGACGUUUGUGAUAGAAAUACCGAUCCCAUUCUUAUUCUUUUCACCGAUAAGAUCCCUACGAAUGUUUGCUUUUUAUUUGCAGGUGACGUUCCAGUUGCUGAUAAUUGCCACAGGAAAUUAUAAUUUCUCUAAUUUGCUCACCAUCGCUCUGUGCUUGUCACUUCUUUAUGACAAUGGUCUACCGUUUACUGGCAUAUUGUCUUGUGAACUUAAUGGAAGAUGUCCCCUUUUUAAUGUUAUUGUUAAUGCCAUCAGGAAGUUGAUUGUUCUGGUUGUUGCAUUUGUCUUCGUUUAUUGGAUCCAGCGUUUAUUUUUAGUGGAAUUUGAUAGCAAAAAUAUUCUCAUCACAAAAAUAGGUCAGGAAAUUUCAGGUUUCUUGACUUGA